Scheffersomyces stipitis CBS 6054 is the source of this 684-nucleotide messenger RNA. Its product is annotated as diacylglycerol kinase. Lineage: Eukaryota; Fungi; Ascomycota; Pichiomycetes; Serinales; Debaryomycetaceae. The transcript has a single exon. The annotation marks the transcript as partial. The record is from RefSeq and is a predicted model, not a curated record. Gene Ontology annotation, cellular component: endoplasmic reticulum membrane. Gene Ontology annotation, molecular function: ATP-dependent diacylglycerol kinase activity. Gene Ontology annotation, biological process: phosphatidic acid biosynthetic process.
UUCCGUCACUUUUUGAUCAAACACGAAAUCCCAAGAAAGGCAUUCCACUCCUCGAUUGGUUUCUUCACGUUGUGGCUCUACGUCAAUGGUGUGCAAACACGCCAGCUCCCACUUCCGUUAUUCGCAGCAUUCAGCAUGGUGUUCUUGAAUGACUUCUUGAGAUUCAGAGACCCAGAAUUCAACCGUAGAGUUACUAAAGCCAUGCUGUUCAUGAUGAGAGAAAAGGAAGUUAACGAGUAUAAUGGAACUUUGUUCUACUUGCUUGGUUUGACUAUUGUUUUCGCCAUCUUCCCUAAAGAUAUAUGCUUGAUGAGCGUCUUGCUUUUGAGUUGGGCCGAUACAGCAGCUUCUACUUUUGGUAGACAAUUCGGUAAGUAUACUCCAAAGAUCACAAAGGAUAAGUCGCUUGCAGGUUCGCUUGCGGCUUUUGUCACUGGAGUGUUCAGCUGUUACUUGUUAUACGGAUACUUUGUUCCGGUCUAUGAUGCCACUGUCAAUUUUCCAGGAGAUAUUCUGUGGACUGCAGAAUCCAGCAAAUUGAGCGUCCAUUCGUUUGCCUUGGCUAGUGGAUUUAUUGCCAGUGUCUCUGAGUUCAUAAAUAUCUUCGAUUUGGAUGACAAUUUCACCAUUCCAGUGUUGAGUGCCUUCUUCCUUGCUGCUGUUGUCAAGAUAUUCCACGUUUGA